Symbiodinium natans is the source of this 5511-nucleotide messenger RNA. Lineage: Eukaryota; Dinophyceae; Suessiales; Symbiodiniaceae. The record is from the annotation of a GenBank genome assembly.
AUGGUCGUGGACAGCCCACGCCGGUACAUCUUUGUGGCCACGGGACAGGAGGUCGUUGUCCUCUCGAUGGGCUCCGCCCGGGGGAUCGCGGCCGGCCUGCUGGGAGUCGAGGAUGUCAUUGGCCUCCCGCAGGGCAUCGCCUGGAGCAGCACGCAGGAGCGGCUCGUGGUCUCCGACCUCCGCGGGCAUGUGCUGCGCGCCGUGGACGUGUUGGACACUGGCAGCGUGGACAUCGUGGCCGGCACCGAGGGUGUGGGAGUUGACGCAGGCGACAAUGGGCCAACCGUGCAGGCAUCAUUGCAGGCUCCGCGGGGGCUUGCCCUUGUGGGCACCGCAGCCUUCGUCUCCACCGGUGGUGACCGAAUCCGCCGCGUUGACCUGGCUCCUGGGGGGAGCAUCACCACGGAGGUCAACAGCGCUGGUGUCCGUGGCGUUUGGGGCGAUGGCGGUCCGGCCACACAGGCUGAGCUGAACGCGCCGCAGCAUGUGGCUGUGCUCCAGGACAAGGUGUUCAUCGCGGACCGCAACAACCAGCGGGUGCGUCUGCUGAAUCGGGGCACAGGUCAAAUCAGCAGUGCUGCGGGUCCGCUUGUGGUGAGUACCUCAGGUAGCAAGUUCGAGGCGACCUACUCCAUCACCAUCGAUCCGAACGUGACGUCUGCCAGCCUACCACGGGACCUGGUGACCACCGCGCCCGUCGGCGUGACGGUGUCUGCGGAUGGCAGCCUGGCCAUCAUAUCCGAUGAGCACUCGGAGUCGCUGCUGGUCCUGGACCUGGCGGUCUCGCCGCGGCGCGUGCGUGUCCUGCAAGGCAUCAGCAUGCUCAAGGAUCCGAAGGACCUACUCCUGGCGCCUAAUGGCACGCUCUUCGUGGCGGAUCAUCAGCAGCAUAGCAUCUUUGCCAUGGAGUUGGUGUGUUCCGAGGCCGUGUCGGUGUACUCAGGUGGGUGCAUUGCGCAGUCCGUGCGCCGCAUCCUCGGCAGCGGCGAGGGCCCCGGCGAUGGUGACACCGAGCGACGACAGCCGGAAACGUCCACGCUGACCAGCACGCUCACGAGCACGAGCACCUACACCUCCACACUGUCUGAACUGCCAUGCUGGAAUCACAUCCUCGGCCCCCCGGGGGCCGACUGCAACGAGACCUGUGCGCGCUACGAGGGCGUUUGCGACCCCAACGUGGUGGACGGCUUCACCUUUGAAGGCUUCCAGAGCUCCGUGCUGGCCGAAGAGCGCGUCACCUGCCAGCGCGACAGCCGCACUUGGUUUGGCGGUGCCCUUCCCGGCUUUGAGACGAACCGCGAGUCGAGGAACUUUGGCUGGUGCCUGGGUACCUACGGCAUCCCUGCCGAGGUCUCCUGCACCGCGCUGUACAUGGAGUACGGCCGGGCUUCGACGACCAUGCGCCGCUGGUGCCGAUGCAGCCGCGAGUCCAUGUGCUACAUGACGACCACGACGACUGUGCUGCAAGCCCAUGUCCCCACAUCCACCACGACGCGAACCUGGACUGGGGCAUCCACAACCUUCACGCGCUUCUCAUCAACAACCUGGACCAGCACGGUCACUGCCACGACGCUGCCGGCCACCACGUCUCCCUCUCCAUACAUCCAGCCGUGCCCAGAGGGGUACGACCGAAUGCCCUCGCCUUUGCCGCUGGCGUCGCCGGUCCCGCAGCCGUCUGCCCGGGCCUGCGCAGUGCAUUGCGAGGUCUCCAGCGGCUGUGCGGCCUUCGCCUUCGACGCCACCACCGGGCUCUGCGGCCUUGCAAGCGCCCCGACGGGCGAUUGGCCAGUGUCGGUCGACCCUGGGUCAGUGCACUACACGUCUUGCAGCCGGGAUCCAGAUCAGCUUGACCUCUUGCUGCAGCUGCUCAUGGCGGACUGGCUGCCUGCGCAUGCACCCCUGGCGGAGCCGGGUGCCAUGGCCUUGGAUUCCACGAGGCAGCUGCUCUAUUUCUGCGACGCCGGGAACCACAAGAUCAAGGUCUUGGACAUGGGCCGGAACGAAGUGCUGACCGCCGCUGGCAUUGGCGAGUCGUACACCAAGUUCAGUGGCGACGGCCAGCCUGCCCGGGAUGCCACCAUGAGUCGACCGAGGGGCCUCGCCUUGGACGAGGCCAAUGCUCACCUCUACGUGACCGACUCCGAGAAUCACGUGAUCCGCCGGAUCAAGCUGGGAGCCAACCGGCUCACUGGCAUCAUCGAGUCGGUUGCCGGCACCGGUGUUGGUGGCCUGGGGCAAGACGGCCUGGAUCCACUCCUAUCGCGCUUCAACUAUCCCUGGGGUCUGGCCGUGGAGCCCGUGGGAGGUUCCGUAAGGCUCUACGUGUGCGACAACGCCAACCACCAGGUGUCCUUGAUCGACCUGGCGUCCAGCCCACCGGUGGUGAGAAAGAUCGCCGGACUGCGCGAAGCCGGUGCUGUGCCCAGCGAGGUGGGUGAUGGUGGGCCGGGCCUUCAGGCGCAGGUGUUGCGACCGCAGGCAUUAGCCCUGGCCGGGAGGGUGCUGCUCUUCGCGGAACCUGAGCGUGAGCGCCUGCGCGAGCUACAUCUAGACACGGAUGUCAUCGAUACCGCCCUGGAGACAUACGCGGUGAACUUCUCCAUCGGCGAGGGGUUGGCUGGCAUCGUCCCCUUGGACUAUGCCGCGGGCUUCUCGCUGCCCACGGGGGUGGCGGUGCAGGGAGACAUCCUUUACACGGCCUCCUACGGCACGGGUCAAGUGCGGCAGACCAACCUCACAACCGGGCUCACCACCGACUUUGCUGGGAGGCGCAACGAAGGCUUCCUGGUGGCCUCUCCUGGCGCGGGCGAUGGAGGCCCGGCGCCCUUCGCCGUCCUCGCUGGGCCCGUUGCUGUCGUGGCCGCGGGCGAGGUGGUCUACAUCGCCGAGAGCGACAACGGCCGCAUCCGGGAGGUGAACCUGUCGACAGGCAUCAUCAACACGCUCCCGCAAUCGGUGCCCGCAGCUGGUCAAGAGCCCUCGCUCUACGGCCUCUCUUUGGAUCCUCUGCGGCAGAUCUUGUACGCAUCCUCGCCCUCGGAGUACGUGGUGUACAGAUACCACUUGGAGGCAGGCCCGUGCGUCGCCCCGCAAGCCGUGGCCAAUGCUGCUUCCCCCUCGUGCGUGGAGGGUGAGGAGGUGAACCUCGACCACUGUACCCCCGUCUGUGUGGAGGGCUUUCUUCCGACGGUCUCGUCUUUGCACUGCUCCGAUGGUGUCCUCACGCCGCCGCACUUCCGCUGCCUGCCCGCCCCUUGUUACGCCCCGUGGGGUGUCGAGCACGCCGCGCAACCUCCAUGUGCGGAGGGCCAUCUUGUAGCCUCGGGAUCGAGUUGCACUUCCUUGUGUACGGGAUCCUACGAGCCGGAUGCCAACCUCACAUGCCUCGAAGGCCAACUGCAGCCGUCAAGCUUCCAGUGCAGCCUGCCGCAGACCACGACCACGGUUACUGCCAGUGGUUCCGUCGUCGUUCAGGAGAACGCGAGCCAAAGCCAAGCGUCCAGCAGCGAAGUCGACCGCGGGACAGAUGCGGAGGUGGAGGUCGUGCAAUGGCAGCCAGAUGGGCUCUUUGAUCCCAACAUCGUGUACAACCCGGAGACUGCCCCUCGGAGCGACGUGCCGCUGAACAGCACCUUUGCCUUCGAGGCGGCCACUGGCGGCUUGGAUCUGCAGGAGGUGUCCCUGCUGGCGAACUCAGAGGCACUGCGUCGCCCACUGCGCAUAGCCUUGGCAGAGACCCUGUCCCUGCUCCUUGAUGAUGUGGAGCUCCUGGCGGUCUUUCCAUCCCUGCCCAUGGUAGGAGCUCGACGCCUCGCCGUGUCCCCCUCGCAUCGCUUUCUGGUGGCCUUCUCUGUGCCCAACCCCCCACAGUGGGUGCAGAGUCGAGCGGAGGCCCUGAACUUGGGCACCGAAGACGCGCGCGAGGCGUGGACCUCUUCACUGGUGGCCGUGCACUUCAUUGAGGCCAUGGGCGAGGUGGCGCUCAACCGAGACCGGCCAUGCUCCUUACCGAGCCCUCCGAUCGACGCGCCACUCGUGGCUUGCGAGGAGGAGCUCCUUCGCACGCCCUCCCUUGGCACCUGCACCACCCGCUGCCUUGCGCCGAAGCGCCCCACGCCGGUCCAGCUCGCAUGUUUCGCCGGCUUCUGGAGCCCUGCGGGGUUUUCUUGCCUUGCCCCCGAGGUGCAGGAGGAAGCUACUUGCGCUGUGCCUGUGGGCAUCGAAGAUGCCGACGAUCCCGCCUGCGAAGGCUUCGUGGAGACGCUGCCGCCGGGGUCUGCCUGUGCUCCGAGGUGCCGAAGUGGUCAUGUCCCUACGGAAGCUGUCCUCGCCUGCGUGGGCGGGACCCUCCGGCCGCCCAGCUUCCGCUGCGUAAAGCCAGAGUGCCCGGUGCCCACCGACAUCCCGCAAGCCUCGGCCAAUGGCAGCUGCAAGGAGAACUACACGGAUGGCCUGAUCCCUGGCGGAAGGAGAUGCACUGGUGCCUGCGCGGAUGGCUUUCGGGCCACGGCCAACCUUUCGUGCCUCUUGGGGCGGCUGGUUCCCGCCCGCUUCUCCUGCAUCGACGCCGCCAUCGCCGCCUCGGGCGGCGAUGCGGCCGACGACUUCUGGGGCUCCGCAGGCGGAGGUGCGACCCUACCGCCGACGGCGGCGCCUGACACAACGACCACGGAAGCUCGGCCUACCUCCGCUGCCCCUCCAGAACCCAGCUUUCUGGACACCGUCCUCGGAUUCGUCGAGAGCGAGCUCUUCAUUGUCGUCACCGCGGCCACGGGGGGAGCUUGCUUGUUCUCUUGCUGCGCCUGCGGCGCGUGGGCGUUGCUGCGCCGGCGCCGGCGCCGGCAGGCGUCUACCGACAAGGUGGAGACCAACUGGGAAGAGAUCUCCGAGCUGGCCCAUAGCUUUCGCGAGCAAGAGGCCCCAAGCUCCGCGCGGUCAACGGGCUCACGGCAGUCACGGAAAAUGAGAAAGGCCGCUUCUGAGACGAGCUUCGAGGCAGAAAGCCAGGCGACAUCCAUCAUGGACGACCAGGUGGCUGGCGACACGUUCAGCUUCGAUGGCUUGGAAGGCCCCGAGGAGGUGAAGGAAGUGCUGCGGCUCAUCACCCGCCCGACUCAGGCGUCGGAGCAUGCGGCACCCGAGGAGGUGGGCGAUGUGGAGGACAGUGGGGCAGCCGACGACGACGAAGCGGAACGAUCCAUGCCGGUCGAAACACCGCCGCGGACGACCGAGGAGCCAGAACUCAUCCGCAUCGCGCAGGAGGCGGCACGCGAGGCCGAGCAUGAGCCCACUCCCUCUGACCUCCUCCGCUUCGCGCAGCGGAUUGCCUCGGAGGAGCGCCAGGCCUCGGCCCGGGCUGCCGGUGACGUGCGCGACGCGCGCUUCGAUGCCAUGGACCGGGAGCUCGGUGAGGCGGUCGCGGAGGCUGCUGCAGUGUCGCCCUUGCGGCCGAAGAGUCGAUCUUCGAUCAGGCAGACGCCGUCUGAAAGGCCAGCCGGCUCCUUGCGAUAA